Cladophialophora psammophila CBS 110553 is the source of this 816-nucleotide messenger RNA. RefSeq lists its product as uncharacterized. The coding region runs from base 1 to 816 and encodes 271 amino acids. The transcript has a single exon. NCBI's taxonomy places the organism in Eukaryota, Fungi, Ascomycota, Eurotiomycetes, Chaetothyriales, Herpotrichiellaceae. The record is from RefSeq and is a predicted model, not a curated record.
AUGCUGGAUCCACUUCGCUCAGCGCGACCACCAACGGUCAUGGACAUGCCAUACAACGAAACCCUCCUAUUUACCAUAUCUACAUUCGUGCCUUAUGUCGGCUGCAUCCUCGUCGCUCUAUACCAACUGAUACUCAGACACAAGCCUACAUUUAUCCUCUUUGUCUUGGGGGGUUCAUUAUGCGUUGUCCUGGACCCUUUGAUCAACGCUCUAGGGUGUUGCUAUUUUGCAAGGACAGAUUUGGUCUUGUACGUACAUAACGGUCGACCGAUCCCGUUGUUUAUGUUGGCUUCCUACGGCACAUUCAACGGUGGUUUCGGGUAUUGGUGGUUCACCAAGUUCCAAGACAAGAAAUCCCCCAUGACCCCCCAAGGCUUGUGGAAGCUAUGGGCUUUCGCAUACAUAUCCAAUCUAGCCUUGGAGUUUCCAGUCAAUCAAUGGGGUCUCCAGUCCUAUUUCGGUUUCCAGCCGUUCAAGGUGCUCGGGAUGCCAUUAUGGUUCCCGGCUGUAAACUCUACGAUGCCGAUUGUUGCAGCCUCCCUGGUCAAUGUCCUGUGUGAAAGAUCUUUGAGAGGUUGGAAGAAACUUGCCAUCAUCUUGAUCAUCCCGUCUGCUGAUAUUCUUGCAAAUGGGGCAAUGGCGUGGCCGGUCUGGAUCGCCCUUGCAUUGGAUAAGGGAUACUACGUUUCCUACCUGAUGGGAGUUAUCACCUUUAUUCUUGUGGUUAUUUCUCUUGUGCUCAUGGGCCUACAGUUCGACAGUUGUCACGGCGAGGUGAGGGAGGGCAAAAAAAGAGCGAACGGCAAACUCAAAUGA